GAUUCAUCGCCUCAACAACUGACUGAUGAUGCUACAGAUGCAUCCUCACAAUCUCUCAAUGGCCUGCAAGACCUUGACAAUACUACGCAUCACGGGAUUUGAAUGUCACGUAUGUUUCUGCAACCUCGUCAUGAUGCUACCAGCGCUUACCACUGCUGCAACACUGUCCUGCGCGGCUGGCUCACCAAGUUGCUUACGAGAAGAUGAGAGCUCUGGCUUGACCCUAUCAUAAUGAUCCCGAAGUUGUGUGCCGCCAGGUAUGAUGUCGAUGGCCCCUCAAAUUUGACCAACAGGCGCCUAUCGCCUCUGCCCUGUCGCCCUGCAACUCCAGCGGUGGGUUUUCGUUUCACUGCACACUACGCCCUGCACGCUACGCACUACGCGUCAGUUGGGGGUCGACACUCUGCUUCUUCUGGUUCCACUUGAUCCACAUGACCGUCGUCUCGAAAUUGAUCAGGCCCUUUUAGCCGACAAGAGACAUCAACCUAAACCUUGGGCAGCUAAGAUUCGUGGGCCUGUCCUACCUGUUCUUGCAACUUCUAACCGACGAGGCUCGCAUGAACUCAACCGUCGAGGCUUCAGGAUGCAUGCGAAUGGGUGAACGCCGGCGAGACACUCAGGCAGAAUACAACCAUCAGCGGUGAGCUCUUUUGGAAUGCGGUUGUACUAUGCAGUGAUGAGCUUGGAGGCACGCCUUGGGCUAAGUCUAUGCCCCCAUCUUCCUGAAUUAGCCCAGCCUUGUAGAUCUGGGAAAUCACUACGGCGAGUGUGUUUUGAGAAUGAAACAGCUUCGAGGGGCCAAGAUGAGAGCGAUUUUCCACGAUCAAACUAAGUAAGUGUCUCACACCUCGAAUUCGGUCAACAUCGAAGCCCUGAGAGCGAUCUUGGCCUCAGAUACCUCUGAUAUCGGGGCUCUUUACGUGUGUCACAGUGAAUAUGCACGACAUCUCGAAAAUGGGUCAUCAUCGUUCGUCUGCUGAAAGUACAACGAGCGGGGGCUAGCUCAAGUCGUUAUCCUAAUGGGUGCAAUCCUUCCAGUAGUAUGUGUUGUUUCAGACGUGAGUCAAGACCGAAGCUUGAGAGACAAUCAAGGACACCACUCUGAGAUCCGGGCUUCUCGGUGUGGACACGGUUCUUUCACGGUGCAAAUCGUCCUACCGAUGGCCGUGUCACCGAUGAGAUGGAUGCCGUUGACCGAGUCCAAUGGCUUAAAUCAAUGGAUCUCGAUCAGUUUCAUCCGGGGCAUGUUGCUUGAGCACUGUUGCUGAGAAGGCCCGCUAGAAAGCUGAGUGAGCGAUUGAUCAUCCGACUAAGCCCAUCACUAUACCAAAGGGGAAGGCUUGGCAUUGCUUCUCCUACUUCACGGUCAAUCGGCAUUCCUCAAAGCGCAUUCCCAAACAAGAAACACCACUAUGCCUAAAUGACACCUGGCAGAAUUGCAGCAUCUUAUCAAUCAGAGUCAAUCGAAGCUUGUCCUAUCACAUUGUCUCAUUGCUCCAUCCUGCCUCGACCUUGGAACAACGAGACAAACAACAUUGACGUCGAAGCACUCGUCACAUUUACAGCCCCGCUCAUCACAGGACACGCUGCGUGUACCAGUAAGUCCUCGAGAGCUUAUCCAUGCUCCCUGGUACCAGUCCUUGGCAGGUCGGCGAACUUGGCGAUGAUGUGGUGUCUGGUGAAGCCUUGUUCACACAUUGAUCCUAUUGACAUCCAGAGACCCACGCUCCCAAACAAGCCUACGUAGCUCACAGACACCAUCAUGGGCGCUACGUACCCGCCUAGCUCUUCCCCACAGGUCUACUUUACUGCCCUCCAUCAAGCGAGCAUCAUCCAACCCCGUCGACCUAUCACACAUUUAGCCUGUGUGGCCUGCUAGCUCCCGUCCGGAUGAUGAUGCAAGAGAAGGUUCGAAGAACAAACUAAGCAGAAGCCUCCUUCGUUUGUCACCCACCCUGCCACCUCCACUUCACUUUCACCAGACCUCUUCUGGCACGAUCGAGAUUUGAGACUCCCGUUGUCUCAAUCUGCAAAAUCCCAAGGAGUCCUUUGACCGCCCUUCUGUUAUGACUGGUACCCAUUUACCCAAAUGAGAAGGCGUGCAGGUCCUCCGUGCAAACGGCUUCGGGACUUUCCACGUUAUCCACCUUCUUAAAGCCACGAGUUGAUUCGUCCGGGUGUCAUUCUCAAUAAGGUUCGUCUCCAUAAUACUGAGGCUUCUUCUAGGGUUGGCAGCUCAGCCAUUCAGCCUUGUCAUAAUGUUCUCCUGGGUUGUCAUCCGAAGUGGCAUCGGUCCGGGGCCUCCACUCAGCCACCCACCUUGCAAGGCUCUUUAAGAAAUGAGAUGUUUGUUUUUGCAGAUCGGCGAGUACGUCAGCGCGUCAAAAAACGAAUGUGGUGUUUGCUAUGGGGUCACAAGAUGUAACUCAGCCUAUCUCUCGAUACAACUGGAUGCCUACACCGCGUCAAGAUGGAUCCCUCCUCGGCGAUAGUGCCAUGAUCGGAAAGAGCCGUACUAGCAAGCGGCCACUUAGUGGGUCUGCAGGACACUGCAAGCUACUGUACACACAGUAGAUGAUGCUCUCAGAAACGAGAAUAGCCGAAAACAUAUGCAGUCAAGUUAGACGGAGGUUCAUUACUGGAAAAAUGCAAAUUAGCCUUUGCUUUGCUAAGGGCUGUCUCCGCGGAAAUUUUUCACGACAGAGGUCCCAGUCCCAGUCCUAGCGUCAACCAGCAUUGACUCUUGUGGCCCCCCAUUAUCCUGCAUGUGCGU
Molecule: messenger RNA, 2773 nt
Organism: Exophiala mesophila
Lineage: Eukaryota; Fungi; Ascomycota; Eurotiomycetes; Chaetothyriales; Herpotrichiellaceae
Exons: 1
Coding region: 1421-1747 (108 amino acids)
Source: RefSeq, a predicted model, not a curated record